This is a messenger RNA of Daldinia childiae, 1644 nucleotides long. RefSeq names its product putative glycosyltransferase family 31 protein. The transcript is spliced from 3 exons. Bases 1 to 1644 code for a protein of 547 amino acids. NCBI's taxonomy places the organism in Eukaryota, Fungi, Ascomycota, Sordariomycetes, Xylariales, Hypoxylaceae. The record is from RefSeq and is a predicted model, not a curated record.
AUGAUUGUCCCACCCAGUUCUCGCCGGCUAAGGGUCUUUGGCAGCGUUGCCAUCCUGACCUUAAUCGCGACUUACGUCCAUAUUCGUUCGCAAUGGGAUGAAUCCUCGUUCGGAUAUGCUCGUGAUUAUUACAAGAGCGUCACGAGCUACUUUGGUAGCUCAGUAUACAACAACACAUUGUAUUCCGAAGGGAAUGAGGAAACGGUCAACCAAUAUUACAAUGCUAGCAACCCUUGCGCCAGUUUUCCCGAUACCGACGGCAUACUCCUGGUAAUGAAGACGGGCGCAACAGAAACCUUCGAUAAAAUGCCCGUUCAUCUUCUAACAACUAUGAACUGUCUUCCCGACUUUCUCAUCUUUUCUGACAUGGAACAACAAGUUGGACCUUACCAUAUUCACGAUGCUCUCGCCGAGGUUGACGAAUCUGCCAAGGCCCACAAUGCUGAUUUCGACCUUUACCGCGACCAAAAGGAAUGCCCCGUAUCGCAGAAGUCAUGCGUUGAUGCGAAGAGGGACGGACAAAAGGCGUGGAAUUUGGACAAGUACAAAUUUCUCCCAAUGAUGGAACAGACUUGGAGGAUGCGUCCAGGCCGAGACUGGUAUAUAUUCGCUGAGGCUGAUACCUAUAUCUUCUGGGCCAAUAUUGUACAUUGGCUGAAGACCGAGUCCGGCUUAAACCCUCGUGAGAAACUCUAUCUCGGCAGCCGAAGCUUUAUUGGGGGAACUCCAUUUGCCCAUGGAGGUUCCGGGUAUAUACUUAGCGGGACGCUAUUGAAGCAUUUGAUUGAAUAUCACCCAGGUGUGGUCAAGCAGUAUAAUGUUAAGGGGGCUCAUGAAUGCUGUGGUGACUUGAUGCUGGCGCAGGCCUUAGAAGAGUAUGAGAAGGUUAAAAUCCGGCAGGUUUGGCCCAUGAUCAACGGUGAAAAGCCGAGUACACUCCCUUAUGGACCCGGCCAUUGGUGUGAGCCGAUUUUUACUAUGCAUCAUAUGAAUGCGGAGGAAAUCAGUAACGUGUGGCAAUUUGAGCAGACGCGCAAGACUGAUCGCGUUCUUCUGAUCAAGGACAUAUACGAUGGCCUGAUCCGACCAAAAAUGCAGGUAUCGCGAGAAAACUGGGAUAACCUCUCAGAUGAUGUGUGCUACCUCAAUCCAGAUCCCGAGGCUCAACAACAUGCGGAUGGGCAUUCACGCGACCGACAGAAGAAAGAGGAAGAGAUGAAUGAUGUUGAAAAGGAGGCAUGGAAAUCAUGGGAGAACUGUGCGAAGGUCUGCGAGUCCCAGGAUGUCCCAGAUGAAGAAGAAUGGGAUAUACGAGGAAUCAUAGAACGCGAAGAUAACGCCCCUAGCACUGCUAACGACACGGAGGUUGCUGAGGACACUUCACCUAGCGACGCUGCAGCCCGGGAAGAGUGGAAGAAGACCAUGAACGAGAAGAAGCGGAAUCGAUCCUGCUUCCAGUACCGCUGGCACGAGGAUGUAUGCUGUACGGCAAAGAGCUUUAAAUUGGGUGCGCCUAAGAUGCCGCCUGAUAAUGGCGAUGCUAAAGCCAAAUGGGUCAGUGGUUGGCACUUGAAGGGCAUCAACGACUGGAUUGACGCAAUGGGGGAGUGCAAAAAGCCUGCCUGGAAGACGCCCGACUCUUGA